AUGGAGCUCGGGUGCCCUGAGUUGCUGGAGCCCCCAGAAGAUAUCUUCUCGACAGGAUCCUUCCUGGAGCUGGGAUUCAACGGUCCCCCGUCAAAGGUUCUGGUGACCAGGGGUCUUCAAAAGAGUGAAUCUGACGACUUCCUGAACCUCUUUAUCGAUCCCAAUAUGAUAUACUGCUCAGAAACUUCUGGUAGUGACAGUGGGGUCUCUGAAGAUCCUGGCUCCCCCGCCCCACAGGCAACCAGUUCCCCUGCCCUCUAUGAAGUUGUCUAUGAGGCAGGGGCCCUACAGGGAACUCAGCGGGAAGCUGGGCCAACCUUUGGACUCAUCUCCAUCCAGAUAGAUCAGUGGAGCCCUGCAUUCAUGGUACCUGAUGCCAGCACAGUCAGUGGACUGCCCUCUGACACUCAUAGACAUAUCCUGCCCAGAGUCAGUACCAUAGCCCCAGCACCUCCUGCAGCCCUGCUGUCCUGCCAACGUCUGUUCCUGACAGAUGAAGAAAAGCAUCUGCUGGGGCAAGAAGGGGUUACUCUGCCCUCUCACCUGCCCCUCACCAAGGCAGAGGAGAGAAUACUCAAGAAGAUCAGGAGGAAAAUCCGCAACAAGCAAUCAGCUCAGGACAGCCGGCGGCGGAAGAAAGAAUACAUAGACGGGCUGGAGAACAGAGUGGCAGCCUGUUCUGAGCAGAAUCAGAAACUACAGAGAAAGGUCCAGGAGCUGGAGAGGCAGAACAUCUCCUUGGUGGCACAGGUCCACCAGUUACAGAAGCUCACUGCUCAGACCUCCAGCAGAGCUGCCCAGACCAGCACCUGUGUUCUGAUUCUUCUUUUUUCGCUGGCUCUCAUCAUCCUGCCCAGCUUCAGCCCCUUUCAGGGUCAACCAGAAGCUAGGCCUGAGGGUUAUCAGCUUCAUGGAGUGAUUUCCAGAAAUAUCUUGACUCACGAGGACAUGACAGAAAGCUUGGAGAGCCCAGUGCUAAAGUCCAAACUGGAGGAGCUGCCUGAAGUCCCAACUGCAAAUGGUUCAACAAAGACACAUCUGAAGAUGCGCGUGAAGGCCAGACCCACUGGGCAGAUCAGGGGAAUGGUGCAUGCAGAUGAGAUGUAA
Molecule: messenger RNA, 1107 nt
Organism: Arvicanthis niloticus (Nile rat)
Lineage: Eukaryota; Metazoa; Chordata; Mammalia; Rodentia; Muridae
Source: RefSeq, a predicted model, not a curated record